AUGGGAUCCACUCUGACUGCCACGUACGCCCGGCCAAAAACCAGCCACUUCCUGCCCGCCAUCUCCACCAUGGCUGCCAGUUACCGUGGCAUCCAGCCUGUUUCGGCCAUGAGUCACAGUGCCAACCAGUGGAGGACCAACAGCUACUACAAGAACACUGGCACUCUCCCAUCUUCCCUAUCCAUCCAACGGGAAAACCUCGACCUGGUCCGAGCCAAAACCAUGUUCUACCCAUCCAACAGAACUGCCCUGUCGACAAGAUACACUCCUGACGACUGGUAUAAAUCCAACUAUAGCAACUACCGAGAAUCGGAAUCGUCCCGGAAGAGCGCGGAGAGGCUAAGGCAAGACACUAUUCGAUUAAUGCAGGAUAAGGAUCACCUGACCCGGAGGACGCAGGAAACUACCAGUAAAAAUCUGGGAGAGAGGGUGAACGACAUCGUCUUCUGGAAGUCGGAGCUGAGCCAUGAGAUCGAUAACAUGGUGACGGAGAUAGCAGCUCUCAGCGAGGUCAAGAGGAGGCUGGAGAGAGCGCUGGCAGAGACGGCAGGGCCACUUCAGGUGUCUCAAGAGUGUUUGUACCACAGAGAGAAGCGGAUGGCCAUUGAUCUAGUGCAUGACCACGUGGAGAAAGACCUAAUUAAAGAAGUGGAGGUGAUCAAAUCAUGCCAGGAGAGGAUGAGAAGGCAUUUGGAAAGAGCGGUGGCACAAUUGGCGUCUAACCGAGCAGCGCAGCAUGAACUGGAGAGAGACAUGAGCGACAAAGUGACAGCUCACAGGAUCGACGACCGAUGCCACCAUUUGAGAAACACAUCUAAUGGGAUCGGCUACUACAGAGGCAUCGAGAGACUGGACCCGUCAAUUUCUCUUCCCGACACCUGGAGCAAAUUCACGGAUGACAAUAUUUUGCACUCCCAGAGCGAACGCGCCAUCUCGCACAAACUACGAGACGAGAUCGAGAUCCUGCUCAACACCACCUCCAACGAGAUGUGGAACCAGUUCAACAACGUCAAUGUGUCGUUUACCAACCGCAUCUCUGAGACCUCAGACGCCAAGAGCAGUCUGCAGACGCACCUGGCCAAGACCCUGCAGGAAAUCUUCCAGACAGAAAUGCUGAUUGAGUCUUUGAAGAAGGCGCUAAGAGACAAAGAGUGUCCGCUCAAAGUGGCUCAAACUCGGAUGGAGGAGAGGAUCAGACGCCCCAAUGUGGAGCUGUGCCGGGACAACCCACACCACAGACUGGUUGUUGAAGUGAAGGAGAUCGAGGACACCAUUUACAAGCUGCAGGAGCGUCUGAUGGAGGCGGAGAACACGCUGCAGAACCUGGUGAAGACCAAAGUGACGCUGGAACACGACCUGUCCGUCAAAGCCAACUCCCUGUUCCUGGACCAGGAGAAGUGCAUGAGCAUCCGCAAGAGCUUCCCCAGUAUGCCCCGCCUGGUCGGAUUCACAUGA
Molecule: messenger RNA, 1455 nt
Organism: Knipowitschia caucasica
Lineage: Eukaryota; Metazoa; Chordata; Actinopteri; Gobiiformes; Gobiidae
Source: the annotation of a GenBank genome assembly